AUGUUUCAAGAUAAAAACUUUUCAUUAGGCAGAAUAAAACAUUUCAAAACUAAUUCGAAAAGAUGUUUUCAGCCAGAUAAAUACAAAAUUCGACGCAGGAAAAAUAUAACAAAAUUACCGGCUACUCUGACAUGCAAGCUGAUGGAGGAUUCAGAGUACACUAAUCCUAAUCAAGAAUUAUUAAUUUCAAAGAUGAAAGGCAUUCACAAGGAAAUUUUUAAUUUUACUUGGCGUGAGAAAAAAAUACUUGGCAAGCACAAAAUGAAAAGUCUUUGUAUAUCAUCUUUCAAUGGAAAUUAAACACAUUAGUGCAAAAAAAAGCAACAUCAAAGGG
Messenger RNA from Clunio marinus, 334 nucleotides. NCBI's taxonomy places the organism in Eukaryota, Metazoa, Arthropoda, Insecta, Diptera, Chironomidae. The record is from the annotation of a GenBank genome assembly.